Molecule: messenger RNA, 2670 nt
Organism: Stegostoma tigrinum
Lineage: Eukaryota; Metazoa; Chordata; Chondrichthyes; Orectolobiformes; Stegostomatidae
Gene: endog
Product: endonuclease G
Exons: 3
Coding region: 258-1151 (297 amino acids)
Biological process (GO): apoptotic DNA fragmentation
Cellular component (GO): mitochondrial inner membrane; nucleus
Molecular function (GO): RNA endonuclease activity; nucleic acid binding; single-stranded DNA endonuclease activity
Source: RefSeq, a predicted model, not a curated record
UCGAAGUGUUAUCUCUGUUUUCUGCUGCUGAGCUUUUCCAGCAACAUUUUUUGUUUGUGGGCCUGCCCUGCUGCAUGUUUCUAAAUGUUUUGGCAUCUGCUUUCCAGCAUUCACGGGUUAUUUCUGCCUUUGAGCUGAGGGUGGCUGGUGCACGUUAGCCCCAGCCCUGGUUACAUUUUGGGCGCAACUUGUGGCGACAAAGUAACAAAGUUCCAGUUGAUACACGGGGCGGUUUCAAUUUCCCCCUCGGCUCUGACAUGCGGAGGCUGCUGAGCUCCCGCUGGCUGCUGGCCGGAGUCUCCUUGGCCGCUGGCACUGGCCUGGGCCUGACCCUCGGGAUCCACCGGAACCGAGUGGAUCCGCUCAGCGGCUUCCCGGUGAUCCCGGGCUUGGCGGCCGAGAGCGGACCCCCGGCGCUGUCAGGUUCGGCAGCGGCGCCGGAGGUCGUUAAGUUCGGCUUCCCGGCGGUGUCCCAGCUCCGGAGCCGGGAGUCCUACGUGUUGGCCUACGACCCCCGGACCCGGAACGCCUCCUGGGUCCUGGAGCAGCUGGAGGCCGGGCGCCUGGCGCGGAAGGGCUCGGAGCGCGGGCGCUGCGAGUUCCGAGAGGACGACUCGGUUCACGAGUAUCACCGGGCCCGCAACAGCGACUUCAAGGGCAGCGGCUUCGACCGGGGUCACCUCGCCGCCGCCGCUAACCACCGCCACAGCCAGAAGUGCAUGGACGACACCUUCUACCUCAGCAACGUGGUGCCGCAGGAUCCUAAUUUAAAUCAAAAUGCCUGGAACAACUUGGAGAAAUACUGUAGGAGCCUGACCAAGUACAACAAGAAUGUGUAUGUCUGCACUGGACCCCUAUACUUGCCAAGGUUGGAACCGGAUGGGAAGAUUUACGUGAAGUAUCAAGUCAUUGGGAAGAAUCACGUUGCAGUGCCAACACACAUUUUCAAAGUGGUGAUAUUGGAGAAACACAGCGGAGAAAUCGAAUUACAGUCAUACGUGAUGCCCAAUCAGCCAGUGCAGGAGAACAUCCCCCUCGAACGCUUCUUGGUGCCAAUUGAAAGCAUUGAGCGGGCUUCGGGGCUGCUCUUUGUCAGUAAUAUUUUAAAAAGAACCAAUAAUCUAAAGACCAUAACUGCUGGCAGUAAAUAGCAGCAUAUCGAGCUGUGACUUAGUUCCAAUUUUUUCAGGGGGAGGGUGUAAACUAUUGUUGCUCACUGAGCAGCUUGAAAUUGUUAUAAAUGUUUAUUCUUAAUUUCUUUGAAUGUUUUUCAGUGUCAAAUCUCCCCAUAGAUGUAUGAUUUGAUAUAUUACAUUAAUUAUCCUAAUUCCCAUUUAUUAUUGAAUCAUUGAAUGCCUUUAAGUGCAGAGAGUGUUAUGGGAAGUGGAUUAUUAUCCGAGUGUGUUAAGAUUUUUCUUUUCAUUGGUAGAAAAAGUGUCUUCUUGCCACAGAACAGCAAGCUUUGGUCUGUUUAUUUUAAGUUCACACGUGAGUUGUGGGUGCCAUUGGGGUAAUACUGGCUUUGUUUUCCAUCUCUCGUUAACAAGUUGGUGGGGGUUUAUCUGUCUUGACUCCUGCAGUCCAUGUGACGUAGCUGCUGCUUCCGCAGUGCUACCCUACAGAGGAGAGAUCCAGAAUUUUGGUCAUGGCUGUGGAAGGCGGAGCGUUUUAUUUUCUCAGCUGGGGGGUGUUAUGUGAUUGAAAAUGUCUCUGUCUUUGAGUAUGUGGAGGUUGAAGGUUUGGCAGGUGCUGCUGAAUAAAGCCAUGGCAGGUUGAUGUGCACUGCCCACAGCGGGCUAAUAGCAAAAGAUCUCAUGUGAAGGGCACACAUCCUGCCGGUGCUGCCUUCCCAAGGUAAUCGCCUGACCCUCCGAUUCCAAUGUGAGAUUUUUAUUAGCUGCAGCUGAAAUGAAGUAUGUUCCACAGGUUCUUGAUUUGACAUUGCCUGGCUUUGCACUGUGAGACAAUGAUCACCAUCUGCACCCAGUCAGCAUGAAUGCAACGCCUGUGGAACAUGGGCAGGACAAGUGUUUACAUCAGGUGUCCUGCUGCAGUGCUACGGUUGGUGGAUCCUACGUGUGACAAAUCCUCAAACUAACUUUCCAGUGGGACGGGUGCAAGACAACGUUUGCAACAAACGUCUAACAUUAUAUUGGUACAGUGUAAGCCAAAUUGAAUUUGACAACAUUUCGAGACCAUAUAUUUAAAAAAUGCACUUUCUAUAUGUUAAUGGUUUAGCCAUUGCACUUAAUCAGAAUUGAAGCUUAGCAUAAUGUAUUAAAGACAAAUAGUGGAUAACACUCAUCAGAUUGGGUAGUUUUUUCAGAGAGAGAAACAGUUAACAUUUCAGGUCAGUUAAUCUUUCAUCAGAACAGUGAUCAGGUGUCAAACAAUAGAAGGAUUGAGAGGUCACAAAAUAUGGUUGAACAAGAUUGAUUUUGGAGGAGUUUAAUGUAAACAUGCAGAGAUAGCAACAGGAGGGAACUUUAUAAUCCAUUAGUCACUGAGACUGUUUGCUGCUGGUCACACUUACUGAAGGUAAAUACACUGAAAUCUUGUUGAGAAAAAUAUUUUACCUUUCAAAAGCAUUCUUAACAUUGUUAAUUGAUGUGUAAUACUCAGGAUCAUUACUGUUUAUUUUAGUUUCUAUAAAAUAAAAGCAAAGUUCAA